CUUGACAAAACACCAGUCAACUGAAAUUGCCUGGCCCAAAAUUUCAGCACCAUUCAAAGCAUCUUUGGCAGCUUGAGCCUCUUUGAAUGUCUCAUACUCAACCAGAGCAUAUCCCUUAAGAAAACCUGUUCGUCGAUCAAGAUUCAAGUGCAAAUUUUUGAUCUGACCAAACUCAGAAAAUUUAUCCUGUAUGUCAUCUUCCUGAGCUUCUUCAUGCACGGAAUUUAUGAAAAGUAUCCAGCCCUCAACAGCUGGAACAAUCAAUGAAUUAUGGUGAUCAUCAUGUGAUUACUUAAACUAAGCUAAGGCGAAUGAUCAAAAGUCAACAAUGGCACCGCAACGUGAAGAGGAGGUACCUGUUCGCAGGGCUGCAGCGUUUGGUUGCCGUUUACCAACCCGUUUUCCUCCAGGUGAAAUAUUAACCGAUAUUAUGCAGCAUCAAUGGAGGCUAGGUGGAGCUAUAGGGCAUGGUGGAUUUGGAGAUAUUUAUCUUGCUUCUAAUUUGAUCAACCGAAGCGUUGGACAUGAUGCAAGUUAUGUAAUUAAAAUUGAACCACAUAACAACGGCCCCUUAUUCGUCGAGAUGAAUUUUUACAUCAGAGCUGCACAGUGGCAUAUGAUUGAAGACUGGUGUAAGCAGCAGAGGGUAGGAAGAGUUGGCGUACCCCCUUAUCAGGGUGCAGGCUCUCACACAUACAAAGGGCAGAGGUAUAGAUUUCUAGUUCUACCACGGUAUGGGGUAGACGUCAACAAGCUGUUUCUAUCCCGUGGACGGAAACUUCCAGAGAGACUGGUCUACUCCCUUGCAGUCCAAAUGAUCGAUGCUCUGGAGUACAUACAUAGCAAAGGAUAUGCCCAUGCCGAUGUCAAAGGUUCCAAUAUUUUGUUGAGCCUCGAUACAAAGAAUUUCCUUGAGCAAGACCCUGAAGCAUAUCUCGUCGAUUAUGGUUUGGCUUUUCGAUUUAGAACAAGAGCUGGCACCCACAAACCUUUUGCACAUGACGAACGCAGGGCACAUGAAGGAACUUUGGAGUUUACCUCAAGGGAUGCCCAUCACGGAACGCACUCAAGAAGAGGUGAUCUGGAAACACUAGGCUAUAAUUUGAUACAAUGGUUAUGUGGUCGGCUACCAUGGGAAAAAGAAAGUGGAGGAAUGUCUGUCACGACUAGCCCCCAGGCAGUUCACAGUCAGAAAGAACUUAUGUUUUCCGACGUGCCGAGGUUUAUGCGUGAAUGUUUCCUUUUCCAACAAACUCCACCAGUAAAUCUGACGGAAUACAUGGAGUAUGUAGCGAAACUCGGCUUCGAAACGAGACCUGAUUAUAAUUAUUUGCGAUCACUGUUCUCAAGAAGUGUGUGGCAAAAUGACAUCUCAAUGAAAAAAUCGCAUAAACGACCCCCCAACGAGAAUAAAUCAUAUGGAAAACCCAUUAAGCGACUGUGCGUGCGGAAUUCGGGGAGAAAACCCUGUGUACCGGUUAAUUGUGAAAUGCGGAUCACCAGAAAAAAUCACCCAACGAACCAUAGAACAGAAUUUAGCUGGGAAGAAGUCCUAGCUAGGCAUCCCGACAAAAUGGCAAGAUCACAACCGGUUAUAACACCACUAUCUCCUCCAUUGACUCCACCUCCUUCUCCACCUCCGCCAGCUCUACCAACCUAUGCGAUGCUCCAGGUACUGCAACGAAUUAAAGAAAGGCAGUCAGGAUCAAUCAAGUCGAGAAACCUAUGCAAAACUUUGGACCAUGAUCUAAAGCCAAAAUGGAUGACACCAGCCAUGGAGGCAGUUGCGAUCCAACUUCAAACUCGUUUAGCAAAAUCAGUGAUCAGCUCGUCAAAUGAGAAAUCUACAUCCUCUUCUCUUCGGAUAACUAGAUCAAAAGCUGCUUUAUUGAAUCGACAAUCUGGCUUUGGAGAUAAAAUUCUCGAAAAAAUGGGUAUCUCGUCAUUGACACAAUUAGAGACAACAAAAUCUAGGCGAAGAAGAUCUGCAAAAAUGACAUAAAUUUCGUCAGUAAAUUUCUACUUAGGUACAGAAUCUUCCCUCUGACAAAUUCUUACCUGCAUCAAAUUACAGACUACAAAAUAGUAAACUAUUGAGAAUCUAUCGUCUGACGCUUUGAUGAGUAUUUGUUUAAUAGAUUCUCAUAAGCAAUUAGCUUAUAUUAAGUUCAAUGUUUGUGGGUAAUGGUCAGAGUUUGUAUGAUUACAGUUUACAUCAUUCAUAUAAGUCUCACAACUUUUAUAAGACUGUUCUACGAGUAAGAUUUAUUUUUGCAAGUCAAACCACUACAGUACUAAUAUUAGCAAUUACAAGUGACUUGAAAAAAAAAACAGUAAUCCUACAAUAACGGGAUACCAACUCAAAAACUUUUCAAAAUGCGUAUACUUGUGGAUUUUAGUCUAUAGAAUACGAAUUUGUCGGGGAAAAGUCAUUCGGACGGUGUUUACAAACUUGAAUAAUUUAGCGGCUGUAUAGAUACGCUUGCACAGGUCCAGGAGAAAAUCACUGUGAAAACUUCUAUUCUGUUAUUUUUUCCUGAGUUAACCAAGCAGUCUUCUGCGCAUUGGAUAAUUUCUGCCAAGCGGAGCAUUCAAGGUAUUUCAAUUGUGUAAUAUUUUGGAUCAUGCACUUAUCGAACUUCCGUAGACUACAUUCUAUCCAAUAAGCUCGGUUCUACUUUGUAAAGAACGAACGAAUGAACGAACUUCAUUUUUCUUUUGUUAUUCUUUCCCCGUAGCUAGCACAAAAUACACAAGUAUUCGUUUUUGUAUAAUUUUUUCGAAUGAGGACCCUUUUUCUACAGAAUCACGGAAAUAACGGAACUGAGUAUCCAGCGUUAGUUUGUCCGGGUAUUUUGAUGUUUCAACUUCUGUGAAUGCAAAUUCCUAGAUGCAAUCAAUGACCUAGUUCUUACACUUUCCACAGUCGUAUUGUACAUACAUCACCUAAUUAUCCCAUAGUAUGCAGUUAUUAUGGGUAUGUAUUUAUAAUUCCACGCGAUUUGUAUAUAUUACCUACUUCCAUCUUACAAGUGAAAAUUUCCUUCCAUUGGAAUAGGUUUAAAAUGAACACAUUCUUGAAUCAUGUUCCAUUUUUCUUUCGUUUUGCUUCAGGCAAAAACCACACAUUUUAUCAUGAGUUAAAUUUUUGUUAUAGUAAACUGCGAUACACGUAGAUGUAAGCUGAGAAUCGAUUUUAUGGAAUCAAAUGCGUUUCGUAUAAAAAUAUAAUAACUUUUUUUC
This is a messenger RNA of Athalia rosae (coleseed sawfly), 3243 nucleotides long. RefSeq names its product serine/threonine-protein kinase VRK1-like. Lineage: Eukaryota; Metazoa; Arthropoda; Insecta; Hymenoptera; Athaliidae. The coding region runs from base 329 to 2002 and encodes 557 amino acids. The record is from RefSeq and is a predicted model, not a curated record. Gene Ontology annotation, cellular component: cytoplasm; nucleus. Gene Ontology annotation, molecular function: ATP binding; protein serine/threonine kinase activity. The transcript has 10 exons. Gene Ontology annotation, biological process: signal transduction; peptidyl-serine phosphorylation.